Molecule: messenger RNA, 3213 nt
Organism: Spodoptera exigua (beet armyworm)
Lineage: Eukaryota; Metazoa; Arthropoda; Insecta; Lepidoptera; Noctuidae
Source: the annotation of a GenBank genome assembly
AUGCAAGUGGAAUGGAGUGCGGAUAGCUUGGUGAUGGUGACGGAUGGCUUGGUGGCAAUUAAUGAUGAUGAUUGUGCCAAUACUAAUGUAGAAAAAUGCUUAAAAGGAACAGGCUCGACUGACCAUUCCGAUGACACUUUCAUCGUGCGCAACACCGGCAAAAGGAAAAUUAGGAAUACAGAAUAUAUCAGUGAACUACAUCGAUACAAUUCAAAAUGUACACAAUGCAAAAUUGUAGUUGAUAAAGUUCGCUGUCUUUUAAAUGAAAUUAAAACUAUAAAAGAAAAUGAAACUGUUGGUAUUUGCAAUAAUUGCAAACGAUCAGGCAAAGUAACAUGUGCUAAAUGUGAGUAUAUAGUAAAAAAGUUUGUUGAUAACUGUGAAAGGGGUCGCAAUGAAAGACAAGAGCGUUUUAAAGUUUGGCUUAGCAAAGUGAAAUAUUUACUUCAAUCUAUACUAACUGAAGAGGGAAAUUCACCCUGGAGUCACUAUGGAGCGUAUAAAGAUGCCGAAUUGGAAAGACUUUUAGAAGAUCUAAAAGAACCACUGGAUAUACGACAGCCAGAUAUAGAUGUCUUUCCAACUUUGGAAGAUGAGCUUUCAUCUAUGCAAGCUUUGUCCGACAGUAAGAUAUUACUUGAAGAAUUACUUUCUAAGAUUAAACCUAAAACUGGAGAACAUACCGCAGAUUUGCCUGCGUGUAAAAACAUUUGUAUAUGUAAAGACUUAAAAGAAAACCACCCCGAAGAAGUGUCACCUGAUUUAGCUGAAAAAGUAUAUGACGGGUCUCGAGCUACGAUACUAUUUGGAGAACCUCUAAAGGACCUCGACAUAUCAUUAAGUCAAGAAGAGUGUAGAGACUUAGUAAAAAGAUUAAUUGUAUUAAGCCAAGAUCUACCAGAAGAAAUAAAUUCAAAUAAAGAAUUGAUACUAGAUAUUAUUAAAACCAUAGAUAUUGCUUCUAAACUGGGAUUAUCUAGAUGUAUUGUAAAUAAACUAAUAAGGCAAUUAAGAGAACUAGACAUAUCCCUUGGAUAUGAAAUGUAUAAAGAACUGAAUAAAAAUGUGAUUAAUAGACUGAUUAGUGAUUUAUAUGAUUUUCUUAUGGUAGGAUCUUCUCAAACUAUAAAUAAAGGAUUUUUAAAAUUAUUGAUGUUACUUAAUAAUUUACUGAUGAGUGAACUGGCUAAGAAAAUAGACAGGCAAGCUAAAGAAAAAAGUAUAUCAGAAAGUGUCAGGAAAGAAAUAAAUUAUGAAGAUCAGACUGAUAUUGAUAAAACAGUUACUAAAAUCGAAGCUAAAGAAUUACAGCACAAUAAAUAUGAAAUUCCAACUAAAGAUACAAAUGAAGGCUUACUUGAAAAUAAGUACGGAGCCAAAAAUCAAAUAACAAUAGAAAGAUCAAAAAAAUUAGAUUCGUCUAAAGAAGGUAAAAAAGCUUCACAAGAUUUACCAAAAAACUUUGGAGAUAAAUUACAAAAGUCUAUAAAAAAUUCUGUACUUAAAGACAAAGAUGUUUCACCUAAAACAGGAAGCAUAAAAAGUAUGCAUGCUCCUGGCGGAGUAAAAAAUUUACUUGAUAAACAUAAACUACCACCAAUAUUUAGAAAAGAUGAUGAAGAAAGUAAACCUCCAAGUGCCAAAAGUAGAACUAAGGACACGAUAUCUACAAUUACACAGAAACAGGCUUUGUCUAAAGUAAAACCCAAAAAAAAUGUUGAGGCGACGAGAACUAAGUACGAUUUACGAGAACAGUUGGAAAUACAGAAAGGUGAACAACAAAAUAGAACUAUUUACAGUCUAGAAAUAGAAGCAGCUUUAGAAAAAGCUAAAAAUAAGAAACAAAAUAGGAUUGAAGAGGAGACAACGAAACGUUUGGAGCGUAAACCAAUUAUUCCAUUGUCAUCUACACAACUUCGGAAAGCAAAGCAGCUUUCACAACUUAUACUUGAAAAAAUAUUGCACUACGAAAAAACAAAUGAUAUGAAAGAAAUAAAGGAAGAGGCACGGGAAGUUAAACAAUCGGAAAACGAAAAGGCAAGGUCUGAACUAGUUAUGGAAAAGAUUCGUCCAACUUUAACAAUAAUGGAUACCUCAUCUAGUACCAGUACCACGACUAUUUCAAAUGUCAUCGAAUGUUUAGCAACUCAUGAACGAAUACGAAAAACACCGAAACUUAUGAUUCAAGGGGAAAGAAUUGUACCAUAUAACGCUGAAUAUGUCGAUAAUUUGCAUAAAGGCAAACAUCCUAUAAUCAAAACACAUGAUUUAACAGAAGUUCCUGAGCGAGAUGACGUUGAAAAAGAAGCUGAAUCUUCUAUAGACCAUGACAUGAAUAUAUACAAGAUGGUACCAUCCCAACCACAUCGUGAUUGGUUUAGUUUAAAUAAAAAUCGUCAGCUCUACUAUGAUACUGGAGAAAUAUUAGCCUCUGUUAAUUCUGAUGGUCGUGGUUACUGGUAUUACAGUAGCGGACCCGUUGCAUUAGAAUAUUAUAAUGCUAAAGAACCCUAUGUCGGACAAAGGUACGUGGUCUACAGCUCAGGAAAAGAGGUGGAGCAUGGUAGGCUUAAGCCACGUACGAUUCUGGCAUUAUUUGACUUACAAGGAAAUGGUAUAGUCUACGAUCAUUAUGGAAAUGUCAGACUGAAAUAUAACCAAUCAGAAGGUGUUCUGGUAGAUCCUACACUAGGGUCGCCAAGCAAAUGGAAAUGGCACACGUUAAACGACCCUCCGGUCUUGCAGCAAGUAAUUUUAAAUCCACAUCUUAAAGUCCGAGAUAGUGGAAUUGAACGUCUAGGAAAAACUCAGAGGGCGCUCGACUCCAACCCUGUUCAAAAGGAAAUUGAUCCUGAAAUGAUAGCGAUAGAACUAGACAAUUUCGCCAGAGAGAAAACUUCGAAAUUAAUACAGAAAUACAAAAAGUUGGAGAUUAGAAUGAAGGCUAUCAAACUGAAUGAGCAGUUUUCAUUGAGAAUUCACGACCAAGCCACUAUUCAUUUGUUUUUCCGUGAUGGGACAACUAGCUUGAAGUUGAAUUUGGGCUUAUUGUUGAUUAGCGACGAAAUUGUUGAUACGGAUACAGCAGAGAUGACGGAUGUUUCGACACCGUACGACAGAUUGCCUGCCAAGAGUCCGAGUGUGGCAGAUAUUCAACAGUUUUUGAAGUUAGUCAAUCUUCGGAAUCAGACGUCAUUCCCCACUCAAAUCUAA